Molecule: messenger RNA, 3394 nt
Organism: Elgaria multicarinata webbii
Lineage: Eukaryota; Metazoa; Chordata; Lepidosauria; Squamata; Anguidae
Gene: TSHZ3
Product: teashirt zinc finger homeobox 3
Exons: 2
Coding region: 69-3239 (1056 amino acids)
Biological process (GO): regulation of transcription by RNA polymerase II
Cellular component (GO): nucleus
Molecular function (GO): DNA-binding transcription factor activity, RNA polymerase II-specific; DNA binding
Source: RefSeq, a predicted model, not a curated record
CCCGGAGGAAGCAGCAAGCGCCCCGGCGCGCAGCAGCUUAUGUUUCGGAUGAUCUGAAGGGAGCUGCGAUGGUGGAAGAUGACCUAGAACCGGAUGAGAAUGCAAUUGAUGGAGAACCGUCUGCAAAAUAUGCUUGCCCAGAAAAGGACUUCAGUAAGAACUGCCAGAGCUAUCAAAACUCUCCGGCCGCUGAAUUCUCCAGCCACGAAAUGGACAGCGAGUCCCACAUCAGUGAGACGAGCGACCGGAUGGCGGACUUUGAGAGCGGCUCCAUCAAAAACGAGGAGGAGAGCAAAGAGGUCUCGAUACAGCUGGAAGAGUCUGUCGUGUCGGACAGCUUGGAGCAAAUGAAAGCCGUAUAUAAUAACUUCCUCUCCAACUCCUACUGGUCCAACCUGAACUUGAAUCUUCACCAGCCGACCUCUGAAAAGAACAAAGGGAGCAGCAGUAGUAGCAGCAGCAGCAGCAGCAGCUGUGGGAGCGGCAGCUUUGACUGGCAUCAGACGGCCAUGGCGAAAACGCUGCAGCAAGUUUCGCAGAACAGGAUCCUCCCUGAGCCUAGCCUUUUUAGCACAGUUCAAUUAUACAGACAAAGCAGUAAGCUUUACGGCUCCAUAUUUACUGGAGCCAGUAAAUUCCGCUGUAAAGACUGCAGUGCCGCCUACGAUACUUUAGUAGAAUUAACAGUGCACAUGAAUGAAACGGGACAUUAUCGGGAUGACAACCAUGAAACGGAUAACAAUAACCCUAAAAGAUGGUCCAAGCCUCGUAAACGCUCCUUGCUUGAAAUGGAAGGGAAAGAAGAUGCCCAGAAAGUAUUAAAGUGUAUGUACUGUGGCCAUUCCUUUGAAUCACUUCAAGACUUGAGUGUCCAUAUGAUCAAAACUAAACAUUACCAAAAAGUGCCUCUGAAGGAACCUGUAACCCCUGUAGCAGCAAAAAUCAUCCCAGCCACAAGAAAGAAAACGUCAUUGGAGCUAGAACUUCCAAGUUCCCCAGACUCCACCGGUGGGACGCCGAAAGCAACUAUCUCUGACGCCAACGAUGCGCUUCAAAAGAAUUCCAAUCCUUAUAUUACGCCGAAUAAUCGUUAUGGACACCAGAAUGGUGCCAGCUAUGCCUGGCAUUUUGAAGCGAGGAAAUCUCAGAUCCUCAAAUGCAUGGAAUGUGGGAGUUCCCAUGAUACUUUGCAGGAACUCACGGCCCACAUGAUGGUGACGGGACAUUUCAUCAAAGUCACCAACUCGGCCAUGAAGAAAGGGAAGCCGAUUAUCGAAGCGCCAGUCACGCCGACCAUCACAGCUUUGCUCGAUGAAAAAGUGCAGUCCGUGCCUCUUGCAGCCACAACGUUCACGUCUCCUUCCAAUACGCCGUCUAGCAUCUCCCCCAAAUUAAGCAUGGAAGUAAAGAAAGAAGUCGAUAAGGACAGGAUCAUUGCUGACGAUAAGGUGAAAGACAAGGAAAAAUCAAGCGAGGAUGAGGAAAAAUAUGACAUCUCCUCCAAGUACCAUUAUUUGACUGAAAAUGACUUGGAGGAGAGUCCGAAGGGGGGACUAGAUAUUUUAAAGUCUUUAGAAAAUACAGUCACAUCCGCUAUUAACAAAGCCCAGAAUGGCACGCCAAGUUGGGGUGGCUAUCCUAGUAUCCAUGCUGCCUACCAACUACCGAACAUGAUGAAGUUGUCCCUGGGCUCAUCAGGGAAGAGCACCCCUUUAAAGCCGAUGUUUGGAAAUGCUGAAAUCGUAUCGCCAACCAAGAGCCAGCCACUAGUUUCUCCACCCAGCAGCCAAACGUCCCCAGUGCCAAAAACCAACUUCCAUGCCAUGGAAGAACUUGUGAAGAAAGUCACCGAAAAAGUGGCCAAAGUUGAAGAAAAAAUGAAGGAGCCCGAAGGAGGGAAGCUUUCCCCGAUAAAGAGAGCGACGCCAUCGCCGUGUAGCAGUGAAGUCAGCGAGCCCCUCAAGAUGGACACCUCCAAUGACAUUGGGUUUAAAAGCCAACAGAACAGCCCCAUUUCUCAGAGGGAGAGUUGCAAAGACAGCCCAACAGGAGAACCAAUGGAAAACGGCAAGGAACUCAUCAAGGCAAUCACAAGCACCUUGAGUAGCAGCACCGCGAUUAUUACUGAUCACCCUCCAGAACAACCAUUUGUAAAUCCGUUAAGUGCAUUACAGUCUGUCAUGAAUAUUCACCUUGGGAAGGCAGCUAAGCCCUCUUUGCCUGCCCUAGAUCCAAUGAGUAUGCUUUUUAAAAUGAGCAACAGCUUAGCAGAAAAGGCUGCAGUAGCGACCCCACCUUUGCAGUCCAAAAAGCCAGACCACUUAGACCGUUAUUUUUAUCAUGUCAACAAUGACCAGCCCAUAGAUUUGACGAAAGGCAAGAGUGACAAAAGCUGCUCUUUGGGUUCAGCGCUUUUGUCAUCCACAUCGGCAUCUUCGGCGUCUUCUUCAUCUACAGUGACAACGGCAAAGACAUCUGCGGUGGUGUCAUUCAUGUCAAACUCGCCGCUACGCGAGAAUGCCUUGUCAGAUAUCUCUGAUAUGCUGAAGAACCUGACAGAAAGUCACACAUCAAAAUCUUCCACACCUUCCAGCAUCUCUGAGAAAUCUGACAUUGACGGCACGACGAUCGAGGAACCGGAAGAGACGACCCCCGCUCAGAAAAGGAAGGGACGCCAGUCCAACUGGAACCCUCAACACUUGCUCAUUCUGCAGGCCCAGUUUGCAGCCAGCUUACGGCAGACAUCAGAGGGGAAAUACAUUAUGUCGGAUUUGAGCCCUCAGGAGAGAAUGCACAUUUCCAGGUUUACGGGGCUCUCUAUGACCACCAUCAGCCACUGGUUGGCCAAUGUGAAAUACCAGCUUCGAAGGACAGGUGGGACAAAGUUCCUUAAAAAUUUGGACACUGGGCACCCAGUGUUUUUUUGUAAUGACUGUGCUUCACAAAUCAGAACUCCUUCGACGUACAUCAGUCACCUCGAAUCACAUCUAGGUUUCAGGCUACGAGACUUGUCCAAACUCUCCAGUGAACAGAUUAACAAUCAGAUAGCACAAACCAAGUCACCAUCCGAAAAACUGUUGGCACCAUCGCCGGAAGACGACAUAGGGAGCUCCUACCAGUGUAAACUUUGCAACAGGACUUUUGCAAGCAAGCAUGCUGUGAAGCUCCAUCUCAGUAAAACGCACGGGAAGUCUCCAGAGGACCAUCUCCUGUACGUUUGCGAAUUAGAAAAGCAGUAGCAUUUACUUUCUGACACACAAACUAUGACGGCAACUGUACUUGGCUUUGAGGAAAACUGUCCAAAAUGCCUUAAAGCUACCCUUUUCUUCUAUUCUUGGCACAUAAUUCUUAUUUUAACUCUGGGGUGUCACUCUGGCCUGAACUACUUCUCUUU